AUGCCCUUCUAUUCAGAUUCAGACUCAUCUUCGGAUUCAGACAUCAACAUCCAUUUAACCAAUAAUAAUACCGAUAAUGUUGCGAAAAGAUCCUUAGAUACCAGUAUAACAACUCAUAGCAUGGAAAAUAAAGACUCCACAUUCACAAAAAAUAUUGCAAAACCAUUAUAUUUCAUUGAUAUAACAUCAGAAACUGUUGCUGACUUCGAAUUAAUGAAUUCCAUGUAUACUCUUCAAAGCUAUGAUACUUUACUAUUCUAUCUAGAAAAUGAUAUAAUCCCGAACCAAAGUGCUUUGAAUCAAGCAAGCUGGAAAUUUGUUGUUCCCUCUUUCGAUAUGAUCAACGUUUUGUUCACUUUAGCGUUUAUGUCUUCAAAUUACAAAGGCAAAUAUUUAACCAAGAACAAUCCAUUUAACGUUUCUAAUAGAGAUUUGCAAACAAGAAGUUUAAACCUACUUUCUAAAUAUUUAAGCAUUUUAGAUGAAUCAACAAAUAAGAGCCAUAGUACUUCAAAUUAUACUGAAUACCAAGUGAGUGUUUUGAGGUGUCAGUUUUUUUUAUUUAUUGAUAAUUUAUUCGAUCUUAAUUCUGCUUUUAUGAAAAAUAACAAUGAUAAUGUUUCCUUUAAACUAACUAAAUUCGAUAACUCUUCAUUUAGUAUUUUAGACAGGUUGAAAAUACCUAGCAAUUUAAACUAUACUCAACUCACAACCUCUUUAAAUAAAUUAAAAAAAUUGAAUUCUAAACUAUAUCCCUUUAUUGUUAGUCCCUUUCAAAAUAAUAGUGCUAGUAGUCUCAUGGUUUUUAACAGCUUAAUUUUCCCCUUACAAUUUCAAAAGGAAAAUUUUUGGGAUUAUCUUGGUGAGACUUUAUCUAAUUUGACUUCUUUAAACAACGCUGAGUUUUGUGCAGGGUUAGAAUCAUCUUUUGUUUUUAGCUGUUUGUUGAGAGUAAUAAAAAUUAGACAAGAUUAUUAUAUUGAAAAUGAAUUAUCAAAAGAAAAAAAUGUUUCCAAAAACAUUAAGUUACAACAAUUAAAAGACAGCCCCUUGUGUAAGCUAUUUUCGUUGUUCGAUAAAAGAUACCCCUUAGGCAUACCACAGCUACUAUUUCCAUAUGCCCUAGAUUCAGAUACUAAAAAGAAGAAUCUCGAAAAUUUUUCAUCGAAAGGAAAAAAUAUAAAUAGAGAUUCACAAGGACCAGGGUUUGUUCCUCUUUAUGAUGACCAGGUUUUUAAUGUUGAUAUAAAUUUAAAAUUAAAUUCAAAUUUAAAAAAUAUUGGAUAUCAAACAAAAUUUAAACAACAAGAAAAAUUGUAUUUGGCUACAAACUUUUCUAAACAAAUAAUAUUAUUGUUAUAUGAAUUAUUUCAACAAUUAAAAGUGUUUGUUAAUGGAAAUAGUUCAUCUAUUACUAACCUAUCAUUAACAGGCAGAGUAACUAGAAACAGUUCUAAUUUCGCUUAUACUAAAAAAGAGUUUCAACUUCAACUUGUAAAGUAUUUAAUUAGGGAGUUUAAAACAAAUCAUUUUGAAGCUUUUUUCCAUUUGGAUUUUGUUGAUAUUUUAGAAGAAAAUAACCGGCUAUUGGAAUUUUUGUGGGAUAUAGGCUGGCUAACAAUUAACCACAUAAGAAAUAUAGACGAUGAUUUCGUUUUACCUCGAUUAACAAAUAAAGAGAACCAUAAAUUAAAAUCUAAGUUUGAACUAAAGGAAAUCAGUGGAGCUUUUUAUGAAGUUAUAAAAACCACUUAUCAGGAAUCAUUUGAAAUGGAAUUUGAAAUUUGUUUGCAAUGUAUUUUAAGAAUUUAUUUUAUCUAUUUAAACAAAACCUUUUUCAAUAACAACGAUGAAUUAAGAUCUUUUAAGAAAAAAUUUAAUAUUUCAAUGGAAAAAUAUUUAACUUAUAGAGAUCAAUCAUAUAAUACAGACAUAAAAGGAAAAAUAAUGAAAUUUAUCAAAAAUAUAUGA
This is a messenger RNA of Saccharomycodes ludwigii, 1971 nucleotides long. RefSeq names its product Smc5-Smc6 complex subunit NSE5 (gene NSE5). Lineage: Eukaryota; Fungi; Ascomycota; Saccharomycetes; Saccharomycodales; Saccharomycodaceae. The transcript has a single exon. Bases 1 to 1971 code for a protein of 656 amino acids. The record is from RefSeq and is a predicted model, not a curated record.